CCCACUUAUGACGACAUCGUAUCUCGACGGAUUCGUUUGGGCAUGUGCAGAGCUGUCACAUUCAAAAUGUAAACUGAAGUGUGUUGUGAACUUAACAUCUCUCGCAGAUGAGCUUAAUUUGUGUGCUCCGCCUUUAAUUCAGGGAAAAGUGAACGCGAGAGCUUCUUGGUAUCUUACAAAGGCUACGUGCUAAUGAGCGAUGCUAAGGUUAGCUGAGUUAAAAGUUUGUUAGCAGCCUGGAGUUGAGUCCAGAUGACGAGGUGGGACAGAGGCGACGAAAUGGGCUCUGUUCGUUGGGCUUUUCGCUGUGGCUCGUGGACACCGAACAGAACUGAAUGGUUGUUCGCUUCACGCUGUGUUCAGAAAGAGGAGAAAAACAGGAUCGGAGAGUUUGAGUUUGCUAAGGAUGCUAAGUCAGCCAUGGCGGGCAGGCUGUUGCUGAGAAGGUUUGUUUGUGAGAGGAUGGGGAUCCCCUGGUCUGAGGUCAGGCUGGAGCGAACUCCCAGAGGGAAGCCUUACUUGGCAUCACCACCGAAGGCCAGUUCAGACCGGGCCUGGAGUUUCAACAUCUCACACCAGGGAGACUACGCUGUGCUCGCUGCAGAGCAGGGGAUGCAGGUGGGAGUGGAUAUCAUGAAAAACACCAUGCCAGGUAGCAAAUCUGUGCCAGACUUUUUCCGCAUCAUGACUCGUCAGUUUACGGCGUACGAGUGGAGCGUUAUCCAAUCGGCUGGCUCAGAGCAUCAGCAGCUUGCGGUGUUCUACCGCCACUGGGCCCUGAAAGAGAGCUUCAUCAAAGCCAUUGGCACAGGUCUGGGCUUUAACCUGCAGAGGGUGGAGUUUCACCUGUCCACUGAACCGCUCAUGCAGGGCCAGGUGCUGCGGCAGACCAAGAUGCAUCUAGAUGAGGAAGAAGAGGACUGGCUCUUUGAAGAGAGCUUGCUGGAUGCUGACCAUCAUGUUGCUGUGGCACUGGGACCAGCAGACACACCUGGUUCUUCACCUCCCUCUUCAUCUCGUCCGCCUCCUUCUUUUACGCUGCUGUCCUUUGAUGACCUCAUCACCGCGGCCUCACCGCUGACGGAGGAAGACCCGGCCUACUGGGAGAACUUCAAGUCGAAGGCUGAAGCUCCACAAAGACGCAGAGAGAGACACGCACCCACAUAACCAGCUGUCUCCCACUGACACUCAGCCUGAGAGACGCACACGCAGAGCCUUCCCUUUUUUCACAUAUGUGCCAAAAAUCAGAAACUCACACACUCUGACAUUGUAGCUGCUUUUUUUUUUAUUCAGCCUCAGUACAGUCAAGUCCUGGCAGGUUUAUUUAUAAACCCAAAUGCAGGUUUGUCUCACAGGACUUCAGGAUCUCUACCGGAUCUGACACGCUGCUAAAAGUAAAGUAAGUCUGUUUUACUUAUAGCAGGAGUCAUUGUUUUUUGUUUUUUAAUUAAUUUAUAAUAAAAUAUAAUAUUUUAAUUAUAUUGUCUAUAUGAUUUAGUGUGUUGCCUGGGUGAAAGACCAAUAAAUACAAAUAAAGUAACAGAUAAAGUA
Molecule: messenger RNA, 1551 nt
Organism: Betta splendens (Siamese fighting fish)
Lineage: Eukaryota; Metazoa; Chordata; Actinopteri; Anabantiformes; Osphronemidae
Gene: aasdhppt
Product: aminoadipate-semialdehyde dehydrogenase-phosphopantetheinyl transferase
Exons: 7
Coding region: 253-1167 (304 amino acids)
Cellular component (GO): cytosol
Molecular function (GO): holo-[acyl-carrier-protein] synthase activity; magnesium ion binding
Source: RefSeq, a predicted model, not a curated record